ACGGGUCGGAGAGUCCGCCGUAAAGCCAAGGCCUACCAAGACUACAGGGCCCUUGAUACGGCACUAUACAGCGCAGCACUCUCCUUAACUGCACAGCCAGCACCCACCGACUGGGACACCAUGGGGAGAAAAUCCCAGCGGACGGCAGCAG
Molecule: messenger RNA, 151 nt
Organism: Pelobates cultripes (western spadefoot toad)
Lineage: Eukaryota; Metazoa; Chordata; Amphibia; Anura; Pelobatidae
Source: the annotation of a GenBank genome assembly